AGGACAUCACUACAAACGUCAAGUAUUUUGAAUUUAUGAAUGUCCAAUUUGUAAACUUAUAUUUUUCUGUUUAAACUAAUGUAUUUGUGAUAAAACUUGCUAUAAUGUCUUCAUCAGAUUCAGAUGAUGAUUGCUAUGGAAACAUAGCUCAGAAACUCCAGUUAAUUAAAAACAACUUCAUAAAAGAGAGCGUUGAAACUGCUGUUGCGAACAAGACAACUGACAUCGGUCCAAGUACCUCAACAUUGCCGAAAAGUGCGGAAUUAGCGACAGUAAUUGUUGAAGAAGACUUAAACAGCACUGUGAACAGCAGGGACAAUGAUGAGUACACUUUAGACGCGAUUAUAGCCAGAAACACGAAGGCUAAACCGAAGCGAGGCCGUGGAGGUAAGCGCAAAGCUUCGAACGAUAGUUGUGGUUCUAGUAAGAGGACGACCAGGACUUCAGAGCGAGCUAGAAGGUCUGCCAGCCAGAGUACUAGCAACUCUAAUGAAGAUAGGACCAGUCCCGUGCCUGAGAUUAUGGAACCAGCGCUUUUUACUGCUCCGGAACUACGAGAUGUUCCUACAACUUCAAGAAGGGGUCGACGUGCCGCCAGAGGCCGGUCUAACCGUGGUAGAGGCAGGGGAGAGUCCUCGAGACAACGGGGACGCAGUGCAAGAGAUGAGAUACUAGAAUUAUUCAAUGAUUUUUUCUCCCGAGACAGACGUGCUCCAUCCACUUCUAAUAACUAUCCUAUAUUUAGUGUUGGUAAUACAGAUGAGUAUCCGGACCAAUGCGAUAAUCAGCAGCUGUUUUCGUCCAACAUAAGACGUCCGAGUAAUGACGUUGAAAUUGUUGACACGGAUCCUCUAGACGAUGAAAAUGAAGAAAUGUCGGUUAAAGUCUACUGGAGAAGCUUGGAAAUAUUUAAGUUUAAAAUUAGAAAGUACCAGAAAUUAACUCAAAUAUUUAAUUAUUUUACGGAAAAAGAGGGCGUCAGUAGCAACAAAUUACUUUUUACUUAUAACGAUAAGAUUUUGAAAAUGGACGAUACACCAGACUCUAUAAACUACAGUAUCGCUAAAUUUAUCGAUGGAGGUAUCGUUAAUCAGGAUGUAAGUGACUUAUUAGCGGAGAAUAAUGAUAAUAAGAGAUCUAAUGGCUUUAAAUUAAAAUUCCAAUGCCAAAAUAAGAAGAAACCGUUUGAAACGUCUAUGAACCCUCACGAGAAAUUAAUGUCCGCCAUGAUAAAAUGCGCUGAGCAUCUAGAAACUCCUUUGGAGAAACUAAAAUUUUAUUUCGAUGGAGAUUUAAUAUCUAGUAAAAACACACCUCAAGAUCUGGAAUUGGAAGGCGGCGAGUGUAUAGACGUUAAGAUAUGUAGCUGAUGAUACACAAAUAAACAUGUAAUUAUAUUUCUACACCAACAAUUUGUUCUAUUACUAGUAUAUUUUUUUAUAUUUCUAGUAUAGCAAUAGUAUUCAAGAUUGUUUACUUGUAAUGUCUUAAAAGAAAGGCAGCCGAUUUCAAUGAAAUACUCAGAGAUAGAUGAUAGUACCUCCUUUUAUGUAAGGCCCAGUUUAAAGCUGCCUGUCCCCCGGAGCGGAGCUAGGCUGCGGAGUGGAGAAACUGAGAAAUAUUAACCAAUAAGACUGCACAAAAUCUCCGCUCCUCAAUCCUAUUGGUUAAUAUUUCUCAGUUUCUCCACUCCGCAGCCUAGCUCCGCUCCAGUGGACAGGCAGCCUAACUGGUUACCGGGCAAGUGUCAAUUAGUUACCUAAUAGUUAAUGCUGCUUAUAAUUUUUGACAGGUUUCUAUCCUAGACUGUGCAGCUAGUAGUAGUGCAUCUAGCUAAUAAGUUCCUGAUAGGCUAUCAGAGAAGUUAUCAAUAACCAUUGAAAGUGGCUAUUAAUAUUGGAAGUAUAAAGUGAUUUCUACAAAACGCCAUCUAGUGCCGAAAUAACUGGAACUUAUGAUAACAGUUGCCUUCUAUAUUAAUUCCUAUAAUAAAGAAUAAAAUAUGUGUU
Messenger RNA from Helicoverpa zea (corn earworm), 2009 nucleotides. RefSeq lists its product as uncharacterized. Bases 105 to 1370 code for a protein of 421 amino acids. Gene Ontology annotation, biological process: positive regulation of transcription by RNA polymerase II; cytokine production. The transcript has 2 exons. The record is from RefSeq and is a predicted model, not a curated record. Lineage: Eukaryota; Metazoa; Arthropoda; Insecta; Lepidoptera; Noctuidae.